This is a messenger RNA of Rotaria sordida, 1392 nucleotides long. The record is from the annotation of a GenBank genome assembly. NCBI's taxonomy places the organism in Eukaryota, Metazoa, Rotifera, Eurotatoria, Philodinida, Philodinidae.
AUCUGCAAUAAACCUUCAGCAAGAUGCUUUUGUAUUGGAUGUAAAAAAUAUUUUUGUUCAAAGGAUUUCAAAGAACAUGAACAACAACUAUCAAUAAAAUUUGAUAGUGACAUAGUAAGUUCUCAUGAUGAACUUCUUUGUCAAAUUCAAAAAUUAGAAAAAUCAAAUUCUUUGUCAUUGGAUCUUUUUGAUCAAAUUGAACAAUGGAAAAGAACAACAAUCAAUAAAGUCGAAAAAGCAGCAGAAAAAGCUCAUCAUCAACUUAUCGAAUUAAUCGAUAAACAAAGAAUAACAAUAAUAAAACAACUUGAACCAAUUACAAACGAAAUUCGUCAUCGUCGAGAAGAAGAUAAUUUUGUUGAAAAUGAUAUUGAUCGACUUAGAACAAAACUCAAUGAAGUCCAACAAAUGCUUAAACCAUUUAUUCAAAAAGAUACAACUAAAAGCAUCAUUAUUGAUAAUGUUCAAAUUGAUUGGAAUCAACUUAUCUACAUUCGAGAAGAACAACAACAACAACCCAACUCACCAGUUCUACUCAAUGGAGAUUUGAAUGUGAAUACAAAAUGGAUCCAGCAUGGUAUCACUGUCGCUGGAAUAAAUGGGCGCGGCACUGAAGUGAGUCAACUUUGCAAUCCAUGGGGUUUGUAUCUUGAUGAUGAUCAAACUAUCUAUAUUGCUGACUGUUCAAAUCAUCGUAUUAUGGAAUGGAAACGUGGUGCGACGACUGGUCGAGUUGUGGCUGGUGGAAAUGGGCCAGGAAAUCGUGCUGAUCAGUUGAACUGUCCUACAGAUGUCAUUAUUGAUAAAGAAAGAGAUGCAUUUAUUAUUUGUGAUUAUGAGAAUAAAAGAGUAGUUCGAUGGCCUCGUCAAAAUGGUACAAAUGGAGAAACAAUCAUCUCAAAUGUUGGAUGUUGGGGCUUGACAAUGGAUGAUAAUGAAUGUUUGUAUAUUGUUGAUUAUGAUAAACAUGAAGUUAGACGUUAUCGAAUGGGAAAACGUCAAGAAACAGUCGUUGCAGGUGGAAAAGGACCAGGAAAUCGUCUUAAUCAGUUGUAUCAACCGACGUACGUAUUUGUCGAUCGAGAUCAUUCAGUUUACGUAUCAGAUUCCAAUAAUAAUCGUGUGAUGAAGUGGAUGGAAGGUGCAAAACAAGGCAUUGUUGUGGCUGGUAAUCAAGGCACUGUCUAUGUGGGUGACAAUGGAAAUCAUCGAAUAAUGCGUUGGUCUCAAGGAGCCACACAGGGAAGUGUUAUCGUUGGUGGAAAUGGUUACGGAAAUCAAUCGAAUCAACUCUUUUGUCCCAUUGGUUUGUCAUUUGACAAAGAAGGUAAUCUUUAUGUGAAUGAUGAAGGAAAUCAUCGAGUGCAAAAGUUCAACAUCGGUCGAUAUUGA